UGGAGGGAAAAAAACUGGGGAAAAAAUCAAUUAAUACAUGCAAGGAAAAAAAAGAGUAAUAGGAAAGGAAAUAAUAAAGACAGGGGGCAAUGGUUUUGUUGCUUAUAUACGAGGGCCAUUACAGUCCAACACCAUAAUCUCCCCCCGUCUCUUGGUUUCUUCGCUGGAAAAUUGCGACGUCGAUCGGUGAUUGAUAUGUACAACCGGUGAAUUGCCCUUGAAGAAGUCGCAGGGCGACCCGGCAAGGUAUAUUUCUUUUCCGAUACGACACCUUUUGGUAUCUGUUGGGGCUUUUUAUAGCUGUGGCACCAGAUCUGGUAAUUUUUGGUUUGAAAGGUUGGGAGGGAGGGAUUUUGAGUUUUCAAACUCUGUUUUUUAUUUAUUUUAUUGGUGAAUUUGAGAUGGAUUUGAAAGGGAUUUCGGAAAUUUAGGGGUUUGUAUUGUGGUGUUGGCGUACAUGGACGAUCGAAUGAGAUCUGGUGAUCCUCCGGAGAUUGUGGUUAAGAAAAGGAACUCCUCUGGUUGUUUGAUCGUGAGAAAGAAGGGUAUUGAUGGAGUGGGCGGGUCUCUUGCCUCGGGUUCCAGGAGGGUUUUAGGGUCGAAGGAAGAGAAGAAGAGACCUAGGUUGGCAUUGAGCGAUUCUGGGUCUAGUGAUGAGCUUUUAGUGCCCCCUCGUAGAAGGGUUGCCCCUGAAACAAUUCGGGUCUGUAAUGGUUCGAGUGUUUCUGAGAAAGGUGUUGUGGAGGAGAGUGAAAUUGGUAGAAAGAGGGAUAGGGAAGAGUAUUCUAGGUUUAAUGAGGUUGGUAGGAAUGGUGAGGGGCAGAGUGAAAGGAAGAGGGAUAGGUUAGAUGUAUUCGAGUUUGAUGAAUGUGAUGGUAUUGAUGUGGAGAGUGUGAGGAGGAAGCAUUUCAAUGAUGUUGGAGCAGAAGUUGGAGGCAGAAGGUUUUUGGAGUCAAUGCCAGUAGGUCGAAGUGGUGUUCAGCGGGAAUACAUGACAGGUUCCAGCAGACAAUAUAUUGAGAAGAGGAAAAAUUCUUAUUAUGAGAAGACAAGUGGCUUUAGUCAGGGAGAUCAUGUUGAUAAGAUUAGAUUGGAGAUGGAUAGGGAAGAAGCUCGGCGACCUAUAUCCACAUUACGGGAUAAGUAUUUGGGUGAUUCAAAUGCACCCAUUAGGGUCCAGGGAAAGAAUGGUGUUUUGAAGGUGAUGGUAAACAAGAACAAGAAGGUUGGUAGGUCCCUGAGCAACUAUGAUCAACUUGAAGCUGAGGGAAACUGGAGGGGCUUGAAGACGAAUGAUAACGUGAACAGGAAUGUUAUGACACAUCCUUCAUAUUCUAGUGAAUCAAGAAGUCUUCAGAAACGUGGUUCACUCAUUAGGAAACAGGAAAAUCAGUUGAAGUUACGAAAAUCAUUGUCAACUAGAAAGACCGAGGACCAUGACUCAAGUUCAGAGGACAGUGAUAUGUUGGUGAAGCCCAGCUCAAAGAACAUGAAGGCUCAUAAUUAUAUGCAGAGAUUUUUAUCAGCAAAGAAUGAGGUCAGUCCUCGGGAUUUGGAUGAUGACAAUAUCCCAUCAAAGGUUGGAUCAAAGAAUGAGGACCAUGACUCAAGUUCAGAGGACAGUGAUAUGUUGGUGAAGCCCAGCUCAAAGAUUAUGAAGGCUCGUAAUUAUAUGCAGAGAUUUUUAUCAGCAAAGAAUGAGGUCAGUCCUCGGGAUUUGGAUGAUGACAAUAUCCCAUCAAAGGUUGGAUCAAAGAACGUUGAAUCUUGCAAUUAUAAGAGUAGACUAUCUACCAAAAACGUUAGGGGUGCCAAUUUAGAAUCAGAAGCCAGCAAUAUGUCCCUGAAGGUUGGAUCAAAGAAAGUGGAAUCUUGUGGUAUGAAGGAAUCAGCAAUGACUAAAUACAGCAAGGGUGCUGAUACAGAUUCGGACGACAGUGAUACAUCUCCGAGGAUGGGGCCAAAAACUGUGGAAGCUCUUUCUUCUACAAAGAGGUUGACUUCUGGAGGUGAAAAAACACCAUGCAGUCAGCUCCUUGCUCCAAAAGUUAAAGCAGGAAAGGUUAGACGUGGUAGUGGGACAGAAAAGCAAAAGCUGCGUGAACAUAUAAGGGCAAUGAUUCUGAAUGCUGGAUGGACGAUAGAUUAUCGACCUAGACGAAACAGAGACUACCUAGAUGCAGUGUAUAUUAAUCCCAGUGGAACUGCUUACUGGUCCAUUAUCAAGGCUUAUGAUGCACUUCAAAAGCAAUUAAACGAAGAUGAAGAAGAGGCCAAACCUACCGGUGAUGGUUCUUCUUUCACCCCAUUGUCAGAAGAGGUGCUCAGCCAAUUGACAAGGAAGACUCGAAAGAAGAUGGAGAAAGAAAUGAAAAAGAAGCAGCAAGAAGGCAGUGAGAGCGAGAAUGCAGAGGAUGUUUGGGCGAAAAAGUCUGCAAGCACCAGGCACGAGGAGGAAAGCGUGGACUGUGGUAGACAAGAAGAGAAACUUAGCUCCUUUAUAAAGCACAGUGGUAAGUCUUCGAAGAGCAGAGUGAGUGAAAAUGGUCAAAGCUCAAGCCAUCAUUUGCAUAAUAGUGCUGAAAAACCAUUCUCUGUGUCCAGUUGUCAGCAGUUGCAAGGACAAAAAAGUAGAAAACUUGGCAGAUGUACUUUGUUAAUUAGAAAUUCUAACAAGGGGCUUAAUUCAGAAACUGAUUGCUUUAUUCCAUAUGGUGGAAAACGUACACUGCUUUCCUGGCUGAUUGAUAUUGGAAGUGUGCAGUUGAGCCAGAAGGUACAAUAUAAGAACCGCAGAAGGACAAAAGUGAUGCUGGAGGGGUGGAUUACAAGAGACGGUAUCCAUUGUGGUUGUUGUAGUAAGAUCCUCACGGUAUCAAAGUUUGAAAUCCAUGCUGGAAGCAAAUUACGCCAGCCAUAUCAGAACAUAUAUUUGGACUCAGGAAUGUCGUUAUUGCAGUGUCAGAUUGAUGCGUGGGUCAAGCAAGAGAAGGAUGAGCAUAUUGGGUUCCACUCUGUAGACAUUGAUGGUGAUGACUCAAAUGAUGAUACUUGUGGCCUCUGCGGAGAUGGUGGGGAUCUGAUCUGUUGUGAUAGCUGCCCUUCAACAUUUCACCAGAGCUGCUUAGUUAUACAGAUGCUUCCCCCAGGUGAUUGGCACUGUCCAUAUUGUGUAUGCAAAUUUUGUGGGAAAGCCAGUGAUGAUAUUGGUCAAGAGAAUGAUUCAACUGUCCAUGCACUUCUCAGCUGCACUCUUUGCGAGAAGAAGUAUCACCAAUCAUGCACACUGGAUAUUCCUCUUCCUGUUGAUUCCAAUAGUUCGUCUACUUCUUUUUGUGGGCAGAAAUGCAGAGAGCUCUCUGAGCAGAUACUGAAGUAUCUUGGGGUGAAACUUGAACUGGAAGGAGGAUAUUCAUGGUCACUCAUUCAUAGAAUGGGUGCAGAUUCAGACGCAUCAUCCCGAGGACUUCCUCAAAGAGUGGAAUGCAAUUCCAAGCUAGCUGUUGCACUGACAGUUAUGGAUGAAUGUUUUUUGCCCAUUAUUGAUCGGAGAAGUGGAAUCAAUUUACUGCAUAAUGUUCUUUAUAAUUGUGGGUCGAAUUUCAAUCGGCUGAACUAUGGUGGAUUCCAUACUGCUAUCCUAGAGAGGGGUGAUGAAAUUAUAUCUGCUGCAUCUAUCAGGUUCCAUGGCACUCAGUUGGCGGAGAUGCCAUAUAUUGGAACUCGCCAUAUGUAUAGGCGUCAAGGGAUGUGCCGUCGGCUAUUUUGCGCCAUUGAAGCGGCUCUUCAUUCUCUCAAAGUUGAGAAAAUGAUUAUCCCUGCAAUUUCGGAGCUUACACAUACAUGGACAGGAGUUUUUGGUUUUACUUCUGUUGAGGAAUCACUUAAGCAAGAAUUGAGGUCCAUGAAUGUGCUGGUUUUCCCUGGUAUAGACAUGUUGCAGAAGCUCCUCCAGCGAGAGAAUAUCGAAGAGGAUGUCUGUGUAAAUGCGAAGCAAAUGGAGAUCAUUGGCAAGCAUUCUAUUCCAUGUGUUGUUGAUAAUAAAUCUGAUGUGGAUGCCUCUGUUGGGAAUGAUAGUCUUGAGUGCGAUGAUGAUCACUUGCAAGAUGCCAAAAUGACCAAUGACAGAGUGACUGCUGCAGAUUCUGAUUCCCAAGGCCCAAGUGUUUCCUUAAGCAAUACUUCUGAGAUGAGUAAUUCCCUGGAUGCUUCUCAUGAACUUAAAGUUUCACUUGACGGGACAUGUACUGAUUCUGAAUCAGGAGAUAAGGUAGCCGAAUCUGUGUUGGACGGGAAACGCCACCCAAUGCCUGUUAUGAGUCACGACAUGGAAGAGAGAGAAAAUAAAUCUAUAAUGAAUUCUUCGAUUAAAUUUGGCACUCCCUCUUAUAAAGAGGGUGGCGCAACUGCUAUGGAAUCUGAUUCUCAGUGUCAAAGUGUUUCCUUGAGUGAUACUCCCUUGGUGAGUAGUUCAAUGGAUGCUUCUAAUGAAGGUGGAAUUCCAGUUUCAGUAGAUGGUACUGUAAGUGCUGAUUCUGAAUCAGGAGACAAGUUGGUGGAAUCUGCUUCCAACAAGGAAGGUGUCGUCUCUGAUACAAGUCCCAGGCCUGGUGCACCAGAGAUAAAAGGUCAGCAAGUAUUGGUUCCUCACCAAAGAGAGAAUCCUCAGUCUUGUGAAGGAGAUAAUGCGAAUGAUGACCAUGCACCGCAUGCUAAUGUUGCCAUGUCUCAUGAACUAACAGUCUCAGAUAUGGGUCCUUAUGCUCUGAAGAUGAAAAAUGAGCCAGCAUUGAAUUCUUCUGUUGAAGAUAAUACUCAGGAUUGUAAUGAAGGUAAUGUGGGUAAUGAACCUAAACUAAGUGGUAAUGUUGCUACUUCUCAGGAACUUAGAAUCUCGGCUUAGUUUAGGGUAUUUUACCUGUUGAUUCUCAACUGGGGGACAGAUUUACUGAAUGUGCUUCUGCUUCUGAUAAGAAUUGCCUUAUUUUCUCUGACAGGAUUGACAACGCAGCAGAGACUGAAAAUACGCCAACUUUAAAUUCUUCUGUUGAGAAUGAUACUCGGUCUUGUAACAACGGUUUUGUAGUCAAUGCCAAUUUCAUUAAAUGUUAAUUUGGAAAGUCUCGAACCAGCUUUGUCUGCAAACGAGAUGGUUGCAGAGAGCACCAAUUUGCAGAAUGAUGGAAUUCUGCAUGUAGCUGCUUCUACUCUCAGUGUGGCGGAAGAUAUGUUCAUGCAGAUUAACUGUGAGAACAGAAGUAAGUUUCAUGUGGCUUCAGAAGCUGCUUCUAAAGUUACAGGCUAUGAAGAAUAAAUUCUCAAUACAUUUGAUGAUAGCUUCAGAACUGGUGUUUGUGUUUGAUAUGUCUACAACAUACGUGUUCACAUUGUCUGGAAACAGAAUGCCAGGCCAGUAAAUGACGUUUUCAGGCUGCAUUACCGAUUUAUUGUGUCUUGAUUAGGAAGUAAAGUUCAGCAAUUCCCUGGAAAAUGGAUCUGCUCCCAACUCCGCUUCUGGAAAUGUUUCUUACCCCCUUUCCAUGGUGAAAUCAAAUAUUUUCAUGGAUGCUUCAGAUAAGGUUAUCAUUGUAAGUUAAGUCAGAAAAGCUUUUUAUGUUUUCAAUCACAUUGCCUAGAGGCUGGGCUGGUCUUUUUCUGCUGCCAGGUAAGCUACUGGGUACUCCACUUGGUGUAAUUGGCUGCCUCUGAUGAGUGUACAAGUUUGGAAUCCUCUCCCUGUCCUGUAUAACUUCGUUUCUUCCACGUAUAAUACAUGAAUGCUCAUCGCGUUGACAUGUUCAAUCAUUAAUGAAUUUUAACAGCUUCGUUUUUGUAAUUAUGCCUGUCAUUUCUUUUGCUAGCAGACAUGAUAGAAACGAUAUGAGAAGUUACUUUUCACA
Messenger RNA from Tripterygium wilfordii, 5900 nucleotides. RefSeq lists its product as uncharacterized. Gene Ontology annotation, molecular function: transcription corepressor activity. Lineage: Eukaryota; Viridiplantae; Streptophyta; Magnoliopsida; Celastrales; Celastraceae. Gene Ontology annotation, biological process: negative regulation of DNA-templated transcription. The transcript has 8 exons. The record is from RefSeq and is a predicted model, not a curated record. The coding region runs from base 458 to 4903 and encodes 1481 amino acids.